AUGGUGACGCGCUAUUCCUCCGCGUCAGCGGUUUCGGUCAAUAAGCACAGGGAUCCGAAUACGCUGAGCAACUAUCAGAACUUCUUGACCAAGCACACGACCGUCAACUUCGAGCUUGAUUUCGCCAAGCAGAAGCUUCGGGGAAAUGUCGUAUUGCUGUUAAAGAGCUUGACGGACAAGGAGGCAGAUGAAGUGAUCUUGGAUACGAGCUUUCUCGACAUCAAGGAAAUCAAGGUCGACGGCAAGUCCGCAAAAUGGGAUCUUGCUGCGCGGUCGGAGCCUUAUGGAAGCCCUCUGUCCAUCAAGCUUGGCGAGGGUGUUGAGAAGGAUAAGGAGAUCGCCAUCGACAUCUCCCUUAGCACGACCGAGCAGUGCACUGCCCUACAGUGGUUGACGCCUGAGCAGACGUCGAACAAGAAACAUCCUUACAUGUUCUCUCAAUGCCAGGCCAUCCAUGCUAGAUCCGUCCUUCCUUGCCAGGAUACUCCGGAUGUCAAGUCUACUGUGGAUUUCAACAUCCGCUCUCCGCUUCCUGUGCUGGCCAGCGGUCUCCCCACUGGUAUCAAAGACUUCCAGCCAAGCAAGGAUGGCGCCCCUGGCACGCUACUUUACACGUACAAACAGGAAAUCCCAAUUCCCGCCUAUCUCAUUGCACUCGCAUCUGGCGACAUUGCCAGUGCCUCAAUCGGCCCGCGAAGCACCGUUUGGACCAGUUCGGACGCGUUGACUGCAUGCCAGUGGGAGCUGGAGGGCGACAUGGAGAAGUUCCUCGAAGCUGCGGAGAAGAUUGUCUACGACUAUGCCUGGACCACGUACAACGUGCUUGUCCUCCCCAACAGCUUCCCUUACGGAGGAAUGGAGAACCCCAUCUAUACCUUUGCGACACCGACCAUCAUUAGCGGGGACAAGCAGAACAUCGAUGUCAUCGCCCACGAACUUGCCCACAGCUGGAGCGGAAACCUUGUCAGCAAUGCUAGCUGGGAGCACUUCUGGCUUAACGAGGGUUGGACCGUCUAUCUUGAGCGCAGGAUCAUCGCCGCCAUUCACGGAGAGCAAUACAGGGACUUCUCUGCCAUCAUUGGCUGGAAGGCUCUGCAAGACUCCGUAGAGAGAUACGGCCAGGAUCACGAAUACACCAAGCUGAUCACAGACCUGAAGGGCAAAGACCCUGAUGACGCAUUCUCGUCGAUUCCAUACGAGAAGGGCUCCACCUUCCUCUACUACCUCGAGAAGUUGCUCGGCAAGGAGAAGUGGGACAAGUUCAUCCCCCACUACUUCAAAAAAUACAAGUACAAGUCGCUUGACUCGUACGACUUCAAGGCCACCCUCAUCGACUUCUUCGCCUCCGACAAGGACGCCAGCGCCAAGCUCGAGUCCCUCGACUGGGAUACUUGGUUCUACGCCCCCGGCUACCCGCCCAAGCCUGACUUCGAUGACUCUCUCGUCAAGGUCUGCUACGAGCUCGCCGAGCGCUGGGAGGGAGCCAACAACUCGGAUGAUAUCUCUGGCUUCAAACCUACAUCCGACGACAUCGCAGGCUGGACCGGCAACCAGGCCGUUGUGUUCCUUGAGAAGAUUCAGUCCUGGGACAAGCCACUCAAGUCUGACUUGGUUGAGCUGAUGUGGCAGAACUACCGGUUUAAGGAGAGCGCGAACGUGGAGAUCGUGUCGAGGUUCCUCGUCCUCGGCCUGAAGAGCAAGACAAUCAGCACGUAUCAGCCGACGGCAGAGCUGCUGGGACGGGUGGGCAGAAUGAAGUUCGUUCGGCCUCUGUUCAGGGCCCUCAAGGACGCGGACUUCCAGAUGGCGAAAGACACGUUUGAGCGCAACAAGGACUUUUACCAUCCCAUCUGUAGGGCCAUGGUGGAGAAGGACCUCUUUGGAGAGCAGUGA
Molecule: messenger RNA, 1893 nt
Organism: Lasiodiplodia theobromae
Lineage: Eukaryota; Fungi; Ascomycota; Dothideomycetes; Botryosphaeriales; Botryosphaeriaceae
Product: Leukotriene a-4 hydrolase hydrolase
Exons: 3
Coding region: 1-1893 (630 amino acids)
Biological process (GO): proteolysis
Cellular component (GO): cytosol
Molecular function (GO): aminopeptidase activity; epoxide hydrolase activity; zinc ion binding
Source: RefSeq, a predicted model, not a curated record